AUGGCCGCUCCUUCAAAUCUCCCCCCCAUCUUCAACCCUACCUCCCAGGACAUUGAGAUGCUCCUCGCAGCUCAGUCCCAUCUCGGGUCCAAGAACUUGCAGGUUCACAUGGAACCGUACCUGUGGAAGACUCGUCCUGACGGCAUCAACGUUAUCAACCUGUCCAAGACCUGGGAGAAGAUUGUCUUCGCCGCACGCAUCAUCGCCGCAAUCGACAACCCAGCCGAUAUCUGUGUCAUCUCCGCCCGCCCCUACGGCCAGCGUGCUGUCCUCAAGUUCGCCGCACACACCGGUGCAGUUGCCAUUGCCGGUCGCUUCACUCCCGGUAACUUCACCAACUACAUCACCCGCUCAUUCAAGGAGCCCCGCCUCAUCAUCGUGACUGACCCGCGCACCGAUGCCCAAGCCAUCAAGGAGGCCUCCUACGUCAACAUCCCCGUCAUCGCUCUCUGCGAUACCGACUCCCCAACCGAGUUCGUCGAUGUGGCUAUCCCUACCAACAACAAGGGUCGUCAUGCCAUUGGUUUGGUUUGGUGGUUGUUGGCUCGCGAGGUGCUUCGCCUGCGCGGAACACUUGCGAACCGUGAGGUCGACUGGGAUGUCGUGGUCGAUCUGUACUUCUACCGCGAUCCCGAGGCUGAGGAGAACAAGGAUGAAGAGCAGAAGCCGGGCGUUGAGGAGGCUGGUCCUGGUGCAGUUGAUCGUGGCUUCACUGAUACGGCUGAUUGGGCUGGCGAGAGUGGUGCCGCUCCAGGUAUCGAGGGCGCCCCGGCUCCUGAUGCCAAUUGGAAUGAUCCUGGCACUGGUGGUGACUGGGCUGAUGGCACGGCUCAGCCUGCCACCGGAGCUCAGCCCGCUGCUGGCUGGUAA
Messenger RNA from Cyphellophora attinorum, 870 nucleotides. RefSeq names its product 40S ribosomal protein S0. Gene Ontology annotation, molecular function: structural constituent of ribosome. The coding region runs from base 1 to 870 and encodes 289 amino acids. The record is from RefSeq and is a predicted model, not a curated record. Gene Ontology annotation, biological process: ribosomal small subunit assembly; cytoplasmic translation. Gene Ontology annotation, cellular component: cytosolic small ribosomal subunit; ribosome; 90S preribosome. Lineage: Eukaryota; Fungi; Ascomycota; Eurotiomycetes; Chaetothyriales; Cyphellophoraceae. The transcript is spliced from 2 exons.